AUGUGGCCCUUCUCAGCUUCCAACACCGCCAUUGUCACGGAGAAACGCGCCCACCGCGCCCAGGCAUUAGACGAUGUGCCCAAAGACGUUGUCGAGAGCCAGUCAGUGAUCCUCAAAGCAACAGCCACGGAAAUUGUGUCGCGCAUCGAGAAGGGGGAAUGGACGGCCACCCAGGUUCUCGAGGCGUUCAUUGCCCGCGCGGCAUAUGCCCAUGCGAAGACCAACUGUUUGACUGAAGUAAUGCUGGCAUCCGCGAGGCAGCGUGCCAGUGAACUCGACGUCGAAUUCGCAGCGACCAAGAAGCUGAAGGGCCCUCUCCACGGUGUUCCUGUUAGUGUCAAGGAGCAAUUCGAGAUCGCAGGAGUCGAUACCUCAGUCGGAUUCUCCCAAUGGGCAAACAAGCCAGCAACCAGGAAUGCAGAUAUUAUCAACCAAUUACUGGAAGCUGGUGCGGUCCUCUAUGUCAAGACCAACAUCCCUCAAACCAUGUUCGCGUUCGAGUGUUCCAACCCCGUCUGGGGAUGUACGACGAAUCCCUACAGCGAUGCCUACACUUGUGGAGGUAGCUCCGGUGGCGAAGCCGCCCUGCUCGCCAUGGAUGGGUCCGCUGUUGGGAUUGGAACCGAUAUUGGAGGGAGUCUGCGCAUCCCUACCGCAUAUUGUGGCGUCUAUUCGUUGAAGCCUGCGAGUGGGAGAGUUUCUUACGUCGGCGCGAAAGGACCUGUUCCAGGAUUCGACGGCAUUGUUUCCGUCGCAGGACCCAUGGGCCGUUCCGUUAAGGACUUGGAGCUCGUUUCUCGCGUUUUGUUCGGAGCUCCUAGCACGAAUAGCGUUAUUCCUCCGGUUCCCUUCCGUGAAGCCACUUUGCCUCCCAAACUCAAGUUUGGGUAUUAUACUUCAGAUAACUAUAUCAAGGCUUCACCCGCUUGCAAGCGUGCCGUUCUGGAAACCGUCGAAACGCUGCGAGCUGCUGGUCAUGAAUGCGUUGAGUUUGAGAUACCCGAUUCUUACAUACCCUUCAACCUUUUCGCUGGGAUCACAUCUGCCGAUGGUUACAAAACCAUGCUUAGCCAUCUCGGGCCAGAUCCUAAGGAAAACGCCCUAUUUUUGGUGACGUUGGGUCCCCGGCUCCCUUCUAUUAUUCGAACGCUUGCGACAUGGCUCAUGGAGACACUCUGGGGCGACAAGAUCUUCGCCAAUACAGUACGAGUCACGAGAGCGAAGACCGUCACUGAGUACUGGAAGCUUCUGUCUGAGAAGGGAGCGUAUCUCCGAAGAUUCAAUGAGGAAGUCUGGGAGAAGCAUGGAUUCGACAGCAUCAUCGCUCCUGUCCAAGCCCUUCCCCAGUUGCCUCACGGCGGUUGCGACAAUUUCUCUGCUCUGGCAGGAGCCACCAUCCUGUACAACGUCUUAGACAUGCCAGCUGGAUGUCUUCCAGUAACGCGUGUAGACCCUAGUAAGGAUGCCCUUACGGAGGAGUGGACCAAAGGCCCCGGACUUGGUUCACCUGUCCUCGAAGCCGGUAUUUACAGAGGAAAGCAACCACUGUACAACCCGGAAGCGACCAAAGGGAUGCCAGUUGGUAUCCAGCUUGUUGGCAAGAAGUGGGAAGAGGAAAAAGUUCUUGCUAUGAUGAGCGUAGUCGAUGAGGCCCUAGGCAAAGAUCGAGGAUUCGGGCCUGGUGCGUGGGACGCUCAUAUGAAGAGUUCUGAGUUGUGA
Cyclocybe aegerita is the source of this 1719-nucleotide messenger RNA. The record is from the annotation of a GenBank genome assembly. Lineage: Eukaryota; Fungi; Basidiomycota; Agaricomycetes; Agaricales; Hemipholiotaceae.